This is a messenger RNA of Zea mays, 2367 nucleotides long. RefSeq lists its product as uncharacterized. The transcript is spliced from 5 exons. The coding region runs from base 101 to 1684 and encodes 527 amino acids. Gene Ontology annotation, molecular function: protein dimerization activity. NCBI's taxonomy places the organism in Eukaryota, Viridiplantae, Streptophyta, Magnoliopsida, Poales, Poaceae. The record is from RefSeq and is a predicted model, not a curated record.
UGGUUCUGCAGUGGAAGAGAGGCACGCACGCCCAGGGAUAGAGGGGGCGCGCUAGCAGGAAGCUGAAGCAGGGACUCCCCAUCCUUUGUUUGUUGCCAGGAUGUCAUCGGCGGCUUCCAAUCCAUCAGCUCAACCAGGAGUGGACAAGCAACCACUUAAGCGGAAUAGCGAUGACAUAGGGUGGGAGUAUGGAACUAUUGUCAAUCCAAAUGAUUGGAAUGUCAUAAAAUGCAAGUUAUGUCCUAUGGUUGUCAAGGAUGGGAUUUAUAGGCUUAAGCUGCAUAUUGCUGGUAGAAAAGGGCAAGUCCGAGCAUGCCCCAAUGCAACUCAAGAGGAUAGAGACAAGUGCAGUAAAGCUCUUGAUGAUUCUAGGAAAGCUAAAAUAGCUAGGCUAACAGAAAAACAAGAGGUUAUUGAUGCAGUUGCAGAUGAGAUGGAUGUUAAUGAUGACACGGGCCUUGAUGACAUUGGCAGCUCUCAACCAAGGACAAUGGGUCCUAUGGACAAGUUCACAAUGUCUCUUGACUCCAAUUCUUUGGGUUCCACACAAAAAAACCUUCACCAACAAAAGAUUUCUGAACAUGUAAUGAAAGAAAGGUUGCAUAUAUUGAAGAGAUAUGUUGCUAGGUGGAUGUAUGUGCAAGGAAUACCUUUCAAUGCCAUAAACUGUGAUGAGUUUGACCAAGUGUUGGAAGCUGCUGGCCGCUUCGGUCCAGGUGCAAAGAAACCUUAUCAACAUGAGCUGCGGGAGAAACUGUUGCAUGAGGAAGUGGAGGAUACAAAGAAGAUGAUUAAAGAUCAUGCACAAGAAUGGAAAAAAACCGGUUGCUCUCUUAUGACUGAUGCUUGGACAGACCAAAAGAGGAGGAGCAUAAUGAACAUAUGUAUCAAUUCUGCCAUCGGUACAUAUUUUGUUGAGUCAAAAGAGGUUUCAGCUGAGUCAAUCUUUGACAAUGAGGAUGUGGUAGAUGGGUUUUAUGCAGCUAUUGAAACAUUCUACCAUGGUGAUUUUCAGAAGCAAAAUGAAGUGAUCAAUAAUGACUUUCACAAGUUUAAGGACAAACUUGGACAUUUUGGGAAAAAAGUAGCUUUGUUUGGCUGCAAGGAUCCUGAAUUCAAUCCAGCUAAGUGGUGGGCAAAUUAUGGAACACAAGUUCCAUUACUUCAAAAGUUUGUUGUUAGAAUUCUCUCUUUGACAUCAAGUGCUUCAGGUUGUGAAAGGAAUUGGAGCUGUUUUGAAGGGAUCCAUACAAAGAAAAGGAAUAGACUCACAUGUGACAGAGUUGACAAGCUUGUGUAUGUUAGAUUCAACCAUAUUCAUGCAAAGAGAAGAAUUAGAGCCCAAAAGAAUAAAAAGGCAGAUCCUCUUGUAGCAACCGAUGUAACUUUUGCUCAAGGAUGGAUGGUUGAUGGUGCUGAGAAGGAUGAAGAAGGGUCUGAUGUUGAGCCGGUGACCGGUCUCACAUGGAAAUUGAUUGCUGAGACAUGUGGUGCUGAAGAGGUCACAAAACUACGUAGGAGUGCAAGAUUGACUGUUGAAAGAGAGGUUGAAGACACACCGCUGUCUGAAACUGAAAGUGAAGAAGAAGCACCACAAGAGGAAGAUGUUGACUUUGAGUCGGAUCAAGAUGAUGUGAUCACAGCUGGAUAUGAGCUAGAUGCGGAGGAAGACAAUGAUGGCUGAUGGGAGGCUUUAGCUGCCAUCAUCUAUCUUAUAUUAGCACUAUCUAAUUAUCUUAUCUAUUUGUCUAUGUUGAAAAUGAACUUAUGGACUAUUGCUUUUAUGCUUUGUUUGGCAUUUGUGAGAACUAUUUCUAUUUGUGCUUUGUGAAAGUGUUUGUUCUCUAUUGUGUCUAUCAACCUACCAUUUGUGCUGAAAGUUGUUCUUGUUCAGUGUAUCAACUAUCAAAUGGACCCUUAUACAUAUCACAUGGGCACAUACUAACAAAUCUCGCUUCUUUUUCAGGUACAUAUCUCAAAUUGGGACAAGGACAACAAAAGCUUCAUGUUUGCUUCAAAAAAGGUUAGGAAAAAAUCUUUUUUAUCCUGCUGAAACUAUGCUACAGUAACAUACCGUUUAGGCCGUUUAAUUCCAUCUAAACACGUCUAAACCUUAGACAGCUCCUCACCGUCCGUCUACCGUUUUCCGUCUAAGAAAACAGGGCCACGAACCACUCACGAGGAGGAAACUCUCUGGGUCGCCCGACGGGUAUGUGUGCCCACAUCCACAGCUGUAGUAGGUAGACAUAUCCACCUAAGCUAGCGGUCCUCGACGAACGACGACAAGCCUCGCAAGGCUGAGGAGGUCGGUAGAAAACGAAGCAGCCAUGACCAGCAAGCAGUUGGUGUCUUUGGGUAACAGACCGA